AUGCGCGACGUUUUUCUGGAAGCACGUUGUUUAUCGCACAUGGAAUCUGCUUAUCGACUGCUUCGAUUUCCUAUGCAGUAUAACAUGCAUACAGUCAUUUCUCUCAGUGCCCAUCUCCCCGGCCAACAGCCUGUAUAUCUAAAAGGACCAAAUGCAGAGGAAGUGACUCCUGUGAGUAAGCUUUUAGCUUACUUUUCUCUGGUCAGAGAGUGUGAGCGCGCCAAGCACAUGACAUGGAUUGAGGUGGCAGAGCAGUUCUGGUUUACUGGCAAAGAAUAUAAGCCCUUCAAGAAAUCCGGUCGACGUAUAGCUACCUUAUGGCCUGUCAACCCAAAAAUGAGUGAACUUUAUGCACUAAGAAAACUUCUCUAUAACGUUCGCGGCGCUUCAUCGUAUGAAUAUCUUCGCACUGUCAACGGCAUUACUUACGAUAGCUUUAUGGGAGCAGCCGAGGCCGCCGGUUACGUCGUGACGGAAACGGAGUGGGAGAAGUGCCUGGAGAGCGCUUCUGCUGUCGCUAUGCCUUCUGACAUACGACGGCUUUAUGCUCAAAUUCUUCUGUACUGUCGGCCAACGAACCCAGUGUAUUUGUGGAAUCUAUAUAAGUUCUCGAUGAGAACACGUCGCCGAAAUCCUAAUGAAUCAGAAAGCUCACUCGAUAUGCGUUCAUUGACUUACAUCGAAACCAUUCUAAAAAACAAUGGUGCAUCUUUGGAGGACUGUGGACUCAAGAGUAUCAAAGACGCUCUUUCAUCGGAAUCCGGCGUUGAACUUGACGGCAAAGCAAGUCCAGGAGUUCCCGAACGCACCGUCAACGUCGCAGAUAGUUUGACACCUGCGCAAGAACGUAUCGUCAACGCGAUUAUGGCUGAAUCUAAGAUUCCUAAAGGAAAUGGUAAUAAGCUCUAUUACAUUGAUGGGAAGGCUGGCUCU
Messenger RNA from Cylicostephanus goldi, 933 nucleotides. The record is from the annotation of a GenBank genome assembly. Lineage: Eukaryota; Metazoa; Nematoda; Chromadorea; Rhabditida; Strongylidae.